Pyricularia pennisetigena is the source of this 285-nucleotide messenger RNA. RefSeq lists its product as uncharacterized. The coding region runs from base 1 to 285 and encodes 94 amino acids. The transcript is spliced from 2 exons. Lineage: Eukaryota; Fungi; Ascomycota; Sordariomycetes; Magnaporthales; Pyriculariaceae. The record is from RefSeq and is a predicted model, not a curated record.
AUGCGUGGAGAAGAACCGUCCAGGAGCCCCAAGUUCCCAAUCGCGCUGUUGUACGCCUACGCGAGUGUAUGGAAAUCAUUUGACCUCUUCACCAAUCGCACCAGCCUGCUGGCCGAGGUGGUGUUCCGCGCCGGCUGGUCCUGCUAUGAGGCCAUAACGCCGCAAGGCGUCCAGGAGAACCUACGUGGGAUUCGCUUCAACGAUGACGGGUACAAUAGGCUAGCGCCGAUUCUGGGCGACCUGGAACUUUGGCUGUGCGUCGUAUGUAACUGUAGCACGGCGUAG